Xenia sp. Carnegie-2017 is the source of this 3835-nucleotide messenger RNA. RefSeq names its product ATP-dependent DNA helicase Q5-like. Gene Ontology annotation, cellular component: chromosome; cytoplasm. NCBI's taxonomy places the organism in Eukaryota, Metazoa, Cnidaria, Anthozoa, Malacalcyonacea, Xeniidae. The coding region runs from base 212 to 3304 and encodes 1030 amino acids. The transcript has 27 exons. Gene Ontology annotation, biological process: double-strand break repair via homologous recombination. Gene Ontology annotation, molecular function: four-way junction helicase activity; ATP binding; nucleic acid binding. The record is from RefSeq and is a predicted model, not a curated record.
UGAAUCUCACUCAUUCUCACUGAUACACUGAAUAUUCAAUUUUGAUGUGCAAAUUGCAAACGUUCUUACAUGACGUAUAGAUGCAUACCAGAAUGGCGACAAAAUUCAAAAAUUUCAGAAGACGACUUCAACCAGUUUAAUUUAACGAUGAAUUUUUUAUUUAAUUUUUUUCAAAGGAGAAAGACUGUGAUUAACGUUCAUUGCUUUUUCAAUGAAUAAAAAGAAUAAAAUUUAUGAUUGUCUUCACAAUGUUUUUAAGUAUGACGAAUUUAAGUCAAAAGUUCAAAAAGAUACUGUUAGCUCUGUGGUAAAAGGAAAGAACGACGUAUUUGUCUCAAUGCCAACUGGAUCUGGAAAGUCUUUGGUUUAUCAAUUGCCUGCAAUUAUUUCUCAUGGUGUGACAGUUGUCAUUUCACCAUUGCUUGCUCUGAUUCAAGAUCAAGUUGAUGCAUUGAAAGCACUUGGUGUUUGUGUUGCAGCAUACAAUUCCAAUGUUGGCUUUGAUGAAAGACUGGAGAUAAAAUGCAAUGUUUUAAUGAAAAACCCAUCCAUUAAAUUGUUAUAUGUAACACCAGAACUCCUACAAACCAACGAUUUUCGAAACAUCUUAAGAAAAAUGAAUGAAUCAGGAAAUUUGGCUUACUUUGCAGUUGAUGAGGCACAUUGUGUUUCACAAUGGGGUCAUGACUUUAGACCAGCCUAUGUUAAACUUGGUGAAAUUAGACUAAUGUUCCAUGAUGUACCCUGGAUUGCCCUUACUGCUACAGCAACCAAGCAUGUUCAACAAGACAUUGUUGAAUUACUACAGUUUAAUCAUCCUGUUGCUAUGUUUAAGAUUGGAUGUUAUAGAUCAAAUUUGUUCUAUGAUGUAAAAUUCAAAGAACUUCUACAUUGUCCUCAUGAAGACUUGAUCACCUAUGUUAAACAAGUGCUGAAGAUUGAUGGAUCUCACACUCCAUAUACAUCAAAUGAUUGUGGCAUUGUUUACUGUCAUACCAAAGAGAACUGUGAAAAUAUGGCGAGCAAGUUAUCAGAAAGAGGCAUAAAAACAAAGGCUUAUCAUGCAGGUUUGUCAUCAAAACUACGUAAUGAGGUUCAACAGCAAUGGAUGAGCGGAAUGGUGACCGUUAUUGCAGCCACAAUAAGUUUUGGUAUGGGUGUAAAUAAAUCCUCCGUUAGGUUUGUUGUUCAUUGGAAAAUCCCGCAGUCUGUGGAAAGAUACUAUCAAGAAAGUGGACGGGCUGGUCGUGAUGGCAAGAAAUCUUUUUGUAGACUUUACUAUUCAAAAUACGAAAAGGAACAGAUUCGGUUUUUGUUGAAGAAAGACAUCUAUAAUAAAAAAAAGAGUGAAAAAGCUACGAACAACACAGCUACAAUAAAGAGUUUUCAGGUUUUAGUCGAGUAUUGUGAAACAGCAAGAUGUCGACAUGGAUAUAUUUCUGAAUAUUUUGGAGAUGAUAAACCACAGUGUAAUGAAAUGUGCGACUUUUGUUGUAAACCAACGGAAGUAAAACGUAUGAUUGAGCAUUUUCGUGGUGGAGUGGUUGUAAGUGGGCGAUAUUCUCGUUACUCAAAAAGAUCAUCAGAAUUUGAUGAAGAUGAUAGCAACCUUUAUGGUGAUGGAAAAUACGGUGCAGAUACCAGAUAUUUCGGCGAUGAAGAAACUGAUGUAACUUAUGAGGCAAAGUGCAAAAAAAAUCGCAUAGCGAUUGUUCAAGAAGAAUUCAAAAAGAGAAAGGUCAGAUCAAAAAGAAAUACGAACUCUGGGAAUGAAAUUGAAAAUAUUUUAGGUCUUUCUGGUCGGGUUAAAGGAAUGAAUUUAUUGCAUAUUCCCAAAUUACCUCUAAAGGUUCGCGAAUUCUGUUUGGACAGAUUUGAACAAGCUUUGAAAACUAACAUCGAGAAGUUCGACAGUGACAAUUUUUAUACAUCAGUGAGCUCUGCUGAAGAAUUGGCUAUAGACCUUGAAUAUGAUAUUUUCCUCGCCAAUCGAACUUCACAAAUGUACAAACUAACCAUUCAAAAACAGGUUGAUAAAAUUAAUCGAUUGACUGAUCGUGGAGAGCUAUACGCCAAGGAAAAUGACCUUGAAUCCAAAGUAGAACAGAUUGACAAAGAAAGUUCAAUCGAGAAUAGGUUCAAACGAGGCGAGUUUGUUAAAGUAUCAGAAUUAAUUCCGAAAACAAGUAAUUGUGAACACAAAGUACUCGAGCCUAGCGAAAUUUGUGAACAUUCUUAUAUAAAAGAAGAAUCUAAAGAAAUAUACAGUACAGAAUUUGCUACUGUAACUACGGCUAAACGAGAGAAAAUUUUCAUCGAUUUAACUUCAGAAAACGAUACACUGGAGAAUCCUGAUCUUAGUGAAGAAGUAGUUGAGACUGAAGUUCCAACGGAAAUUAUGGACAUAGACUGUGAUAUUGAGAGUAGCUCAUCUUCCGUCGUUACAAUCAGUUCUUCAGCCAUAAAGCCUUUAAAAGGAUCACGUGAUCGAGAAAGUCCUACGUCAUCAGUUUUGGAAACUUUGAAAAGGCCAUCUAUUAGUAAGGAUGUACAGAAGAUACUUGCUAAAAGAAAACACCAUUGUAAACAAGAAAAUGAUGUAAUACCCUGUCUUCCACCUUUACCGUCUCUCGCGGACUCAUUCAGUAACACUUCGAGUGUAAAAAACGAACUUUCACCGAGAACAAAUUUUAAAAAAGAGGAAGAAGAUCCAGCUUAUUCGAUUAACGAACCGCCGAACCAACAUCAGGAUUCAACAUUGUCCAUCAAUGUAAAACCAUGCAUAAGAAAUACCACUUUCAAUGAAGCGCACGUUUCGUUUUCAACCGCAGAUCUUACGGUUCCAAAAAUUGGAUUUCUUGUGAAAUCAUCACCACCAGAUAAACAUUCCAACUUGCCAUCAGGCCAAACUUGGAAUGUCGAUGCAAAAGAUUCAUGCUCUUUGCCGUAUGAUUGCAAUCCAAUGUCUUUUGAUACAUCGUCAUCAGAAAGUUUAACUUCGACUUCACGAACUUUCACCAGGAAUGUACAUGAUUGUCCUGAUAUAUCUCCAAGACUUUCCUACUCGGGAUCAAAAAAGUCCUCUGGGGAUUUUUUCUCUGUGCCUUCGGAUCCCAGACUUCAUCACAGUAAAUCAAAGAAUGAAACAUCGAUGACGUCAUCAUUAUCUAAAGGUUUAGAUACUCAUACAUCCACAUCAUCCAUAAAUCCUCGUGAAAAUACAAAAAAUACUGGACAAGCUAAAGCUCAAAAGAUAACGUUCUCUCUCAACAAUGUUCGAGCUCCAAUCUACAAAAUGAGUUGAUGUUCCCAAAUAAUAAGAAUGAAACAAAUAAAGUAAAGCCUAAAUUAAAGAAUACCGUAAAAAUAUGCAAUAAAAUGGACAAGGAUAAAGCAAGCAAGAAAGAUUGUGCAGACAUCAUCGUACGAUACCUUACACCUUAUUAUAAAUCUGGCGAGAUUGAAUCAAAAACUCUUUUCAAGACACUUGCCAAAGAAAUGACUGAAAGAUUAAUUAAAGACAUGGGAAAUAUGUCUAGUGAUAAGUUGAAACAAAUUGCCAAGUCUCUGGUGAAAUUAUAUUUUGAUGAUAGGCGACGAUGUUCAUCAAAUACCAAAAAUAAGAUGUUUGUGACUGCAGGAGUAAUUUUACUGUGUCUAGUGCACCAGAAGGGAUUUGAAGUUAUGCAAAAAAGUGUGCAAACUUAAAUUAGUUGUGUUUGUUAGGGACGUUCAUCAGUGGCUUAACUUUCAUUGUGGUUGUUGUAGAAAUGAAUAUCUUCUUGAUAAAAAAUUAUCAUAAUUGAAGUUAAUAUAAAUAUUUAUUUUUGCUAUA